Messenger RNA from Desarmillaria tabescens, 339 nucleotides. RefSeq names its product ribosomal protein L31e-domain-containing protein. Gene Ontology annotation, biological process: cytoplasmic translation. The annotation marks the transcript as partial. Gene Ontology annotation, molecular function: structural constituent of ribosome. Lineage: Eukaryota; Fungi; Basidiomycota; Agaricomycetes; Agaricales; Physalacriaceae. The record is from RefSeq and is a predicted model, not a curated record. Gene Ontology annotation, cellular component: ribosome; cytosolic large ribosomal subunit. The transcript has 3 exons.
CGCUCGGCCCUCGAGGAUGUCGUGACUCGGGAGUACACCAUCCACCUUCACAAGCGUGUCCACGGCCGUUCAUUCAAGAAGCGCGCCCCUUGGGCAGUCAAGUCGGUGGUCGCUUUCGCGCAAAAAGCCAUGGGAACAAACGACGUGCGGAUCGACCCCAAACUUAACCAGGCUCUGUGGGCGCAGGGCAUAAAGACGGUACCUCACCGGCUGAGGGUGAAGCUGGAGAGGAAGCGAAAUGACGAUGAGGGUGCCAAGGAGAAGCUUUACACCUACGCUUCGCAUAUCGCCGUCACGUCGUUCAAGGGCCUUGAAACCGUCGUUGUCGAUGCUGAGUAA